AUGACCUUUGACCUGACCCCAGACCCAGAGGACUGGACCAAGCCGUCUCGAGCCAGGGACCCGGGAGGGACAAUUAACGUGGAGGGCCGCCACCACCCUCUCCGCAGCCCCCCUGCCGCCGCCCCCUGCCGCAGCCCCAGCCCCCCUGCCGCCGCUCCUUGCCGCAGCCCCAGCCCCCCUGCCGCCACCAGACCCUCCUGCCGCAUCAUCCCUUCUGCCAACGCCAUCCCCGUCUGUAAGGAACCCUCCACUGUCAAGGUGUGUGUAGACCUGGACACGACACAAUGCUACAAGCCGCCCAGGCCCCCCAAGGACCGACUUCGAGGUGUGAGUUCCUCGUCAGGUGACGGGCUCUGUCCCGCACCUCCCCGCUACCCCUCCCUCCUCACCCCUCCCCGCUACUCGCCGCUCCCCGCCCUCAUCACAGACACUCACGGGGAGCCAGACUGCCCGCCUUACUCCCAUCAAGACGAUCCCCCGUCCUCAACGCGCAUGCGCAUCAAAAGCGACCGCGAAAAGAUGACGGUGCGGAGUGAGGCGAUGAGGUACUGGCGCUCUAUACACACUAAAUAUUCUCUGCUCAAUGGGUUCAACCGACAGCGUCGCAGCGCCAUGGUCAAGAAGCAGCGUCAGCGUAUCAAAGACAGGAACAACAUGUCGAUUUUCUUCGUGCUAGUGUUCAUGUUGGUGUUCGUGGUGAUCUUGGUGGCCGAGGUGUUCUUCAUCGAUGAGCACCGCACGGGGCUGCUCUUCGCGGGUAAGCGCACCUCAGACUUCGACCCCAUCGGUGACAUUCCCGAUUACUUCAUGGACGACAAGAAGCUGGUUGGCCAACUGGAGAUCGACACAUACAGGAGGCAGGAGCUCUCCGUCAAGGGAAAAACUGGGAAUGAAGAGAGGUUCUACAGGAAAAACGUGGACGAGACGCACCUCAUGGCCAGGGUUACGGGUAACCUGGUAAAGUCGGUGCACGGCAUUGCUAAAGUAGACUGGCUCAACAUGCUGGGCCUGAAGGAGAUAACAUAUUUCGGCAGCAACAGUUCUGCCACAGACGGUCAGUGGCAGCCGGUGUUUUACACCAAACACAAGUUCUUCGUAUACUCCGCUUAUUAUGACGACCGCAAGGGCAAGAUCAUCCGGGUCAUCGGCGCUACACAGACCAAGAAAAGUGACCGCGUCUGGUGUAAAUACUGGUAUUCCAACUCCAGCACACUCAUAGUCAACGGCGCCAUCAAGAUAAUAAGAGAGAACUGGAAUCUCAAGUUCUCUGCUUGUUUCAUUGCGUGCCCACUAAUUAUCUACAAGAAUGGCAAGCAGCCCAUCCCGCCGCCAGAGAGCGUGUCCAUCAUGGCGGACCCCGGAGGUAACGCCACGAACAAACUGCGGGUCAUGAAUCUUGAUGUGAAUAAAGAGGAGGUGAAGAACAGCUUUGCCGUCUGUAUAAAGCCACUGCACUUUGACUACAACAACGUGAACCAGAUGAUAGAGUUCCUGGAGCUAAAUAAGAUACUUGGAGUGGAACACUUUACCUUGUACAACCACACCAUAGGCAAGGAUGUAGACUGUAUCCUCAGACAGUACGUGGAACAAGGCCUGGUCAACAUACUCCCUUGGAAACUCGAUAUCAAAUCUCAAAAAGAAAUCCGCACAGAGGGACUGUUCGCCGCGCUGAACGACUGCUUGUACCGCUACAUGUACCAGUACAGGUACAUCCUGAUGAUCGACCUGGACGAAUACGUUGUACCUCACGCUAACACCAGCUUACCUCAGCUGCUCCGAUACCUCCACACCAAAGCUGACGCCAGGAAAAUAGGCGCCAUUAGCUUCCAGAACUCCUUCUUUUACCUUCAGUGGCCAGACGACCCUAGCAGCGCUUCUCUACCGCCGCUAGUGACUCUCAGGAAGACCAGACGCCGCCAGAGGUUCCAUCCACACAAGCAGAGGUCCAAGUACAUCGCCGUCACGCCCUACGUAGUUGAGGCUGGAAAUCACUUCGUAUGGGAGUUCCUGCCCGGGAAAGGGACGCUUAACGUUCCCAACGAGGUGGCCUUCCUCCACCACUACCGGGUGUGCGAGUUCGGAGGCGACGACUGCGUCAGGAACCCCCGCAUCACCGACACGGCCAUGUACCGCUAUAAGGACACGCUGGUCAAGGCCUACACCACCAAUAUGAACCAUCUCGCUCAUGUUUGUGGACUUGAAACAUCUAGCAAGGAAAAAUCCGUUUGGACGCUGGGUUGAAGAAGUUGCUUGCGACAGUGGUGAUGGUGAGUGAAAGAGAAGGUCGCCCCUGGCUGAGGGAGUUACCUCAGAGUUGAAGGUGCUACAGUGUCGUCGUCACGGACAAUCUUUUGGAUGAUAACUGUGAUUUUUGGUGGACGUUGUGGGUUGUGGCUCUCCAGGCGACACUGAAAAUGAUGAUGAUGACUGUCUUUCUCUCCCACUCUCAGCCCUCUGCCUCAGACGCUUGCCACUACCAUUAUUUUCACAGUUGGCUUCCAUGCCUCCUUCAAGCAAGCCAGGUCAGCCAGCAGAGCCUGGUGAAAGCCAGGCAAGCCAUCAGAGCCUGGUAAAAGCCAGGCAAGCCAUCAGAGCCUGGUGAAAGCCAGGCAAGCCAUCAGAGCCUGGUAAAAGCCAGGCAAGCCAUCAGAGCCUGGUGAAAGCCAGGCAAGCCAUCAGAGCCUGGUAAAAGCCAGGCAAGCCAUCAGAGCCUGGUAAAAGCCAGGCAAGUCAUCAGAGCCUGGUAAAAGCCAGGCAAGCUAGCAGAGCCUGGUAAAUGUCAGGUCAGUCAGCAGAGUCUAGAAAAAGCCAGGUCAGCCAAGAGCCUGAUAAAAGCCAGGUUAGCCAAUAGAGCCGGGCCAGGCCAACAGAUCCUGGUAAAAUCCAGGUCAGCGAACAGAGUCUGGUAAAAGCCUGGUCAGCCAACAGAGCCUGGUAAAGCCAGGUCAGCUCACAUAUGAUCGCACAAUUACCCUGGGUCAGGAGAAGCCCUGAUCUGCUCACUGGGUGCGCUAGUCUCCCAACACAGUCUCACUGCUGCAAGCAGUUGGAUAUUUAGCUAGACAAAGACUGUUUUCUAACAGCUUAUUCGUUGUGUAAGCUUUAAUAGUCAGCUUAUUAUAUUGCUUCCGCUAAGUGUACAAAAUGGCUCGGUUAUCUACUGGGAUCAUCCAAUGCCUGUUAUUCUUGGUUGUUUCUUGUAGGGCGAGCAGGGGACGCGAGUUGGUGGGGCCUUGUAGCACUACACUCCACCACACAUUAGUGGCACGAAGUGCACACGCACACGCACGCACAAACACACACAAACACACAGGGUUUUGUUUGCAUAUAGGAAAGCACCGCUGGUGGAGCAUUACACAACCACCGCUCUCUGCGAUGGUUCACUGCAACUCCUUCCAGUACCCAUAACCACACUGCAACACCAACCACUGGCCAUUCAUCAAGCUUUGUUGAGCAGAGUUGGUUCACAUCCAUAACACCAACCAGCUACAGUCAUCAACCUACAACCUGAAACAUCAACCAGUUGAUGCAUAGUUGAUAUUCAGAAUAGAAUCAGUGCAGACAACUCUCAUCCAAACAAGGUGCCUAUUCACCCAGGUAAUUUGCAUCUAAUUUGCCCUUAGAAGUACUGUAUGCACUUUGGUAGCACGGCCCUGUGUAGUAUAUAUAUAUACUACCUGGUAGUUAUGCAUCCAUCUGGCCAGCCAGCAUACGUGUACCCAACUGAUAUGCCAUCCAGCACCCAUGUGUCCAGCUGUCAUGUGAACCAGCUGAUGCCAGCCAGCUGGUGCGCCGACUAGCGCCGGUGUACCCAGGUUCGUGCCCUCUCACUCACACUAACACCUGUCAGGUAUAGCCUUUCACACUGCCAAACAUGUGGCCCACCUUCACCCUUGAGGCUCUUGGCCACACUACUGAUCCUGGCCACCACACCUGCCAACACCAGCCUUGGCCACAUUACUAAGUGAGGACUGAGUGAACACUGCCACUGGUUGGAAGACUGAGUGAACACUGAGUGAACACUGCCACUGGUUGGAAGACUGAGUGAACACUGACACUAGUUGGAAGACUGAGUGAACACUGACAAGUGGUCAUGUCUGAAGGGUGACAAUGUGAACAUCUAACAGUUAACUGUUAUUUCUCUCUCCAUUCUCGGUCUUAGUUCUUAGUGGCGUGGUUUCCAGUGCCCUUGUUCUGUGGUCCCCAUGGUUCCUGAUACCUGGGUCUUAUGGUCCCCAUGGUUCCUGAUACCUGGGUCUUAUGGUCCCCAUGGUUCCUGAUACCUGGGUCUUAUGGUCCCCCAUGGUUCCUGAUACCUGGGUCUUAUGGUCCCCAUGGUUCCUGAUACCUGGGUCUUAUGGUCCCCCAUGGUUCCUGAUACCUGGGUCUUAUGGUCCCCAUGGUUCCUGAUACCUGGGUCUUAUGAUCCCCAUGGUUCCUGAUACCUGGGUCUUAUGGUCCCCCAUGGUUCCUGAUACCUGGGUCUUAUGGUCCCCAUGGUUCCUGAUACCUGGGUCUUAUGGUCCCCAUGGUUCCUGAUACCUGGGUCUUAUGGUCCUCGUGGUUCUAGGUCCCCGGGGUUUAUGGUCCCCGGGGUUUAUGGUUCCUGGGGUUUAUGGUCCCUGGGGUUUAUGGUCCCCGGGGUUUAUGGUCCCAGGGGUUAUGGUCCCCGGGGUUUAUGGUCCCCGGGGUUUAUGGUCCCCGGGGUUUAUGGUCCCCGGGG
Procambarus clarkii (red swamp crayfish) is the source of this 4723-nucleotide messenger RNA. NCBI's taxonomy places the organism in Eukaryota, Metazoa, Arthropoda, Malacostraca, Decapoda, Cambaridae. The record is from RefSeq and is a predicted model, not a curated record.